CUGUUUCAAGUCGGACUCGCGCCGUACCUGGCGUACCUGUGGUUUCUGCGGGACGCGCGCGCGACGCCGCGAGCGUCAAACUUCGGCGCGCGAUUCUUGUUGUUGUUCGUCGCGGCGACGAUACCGGCGGGAAUCGUGGCCAAGAUGCGGUAUGGAGAUAUAUUAGCCAACGUAGACGCGCUGCACGGGAGCUCGGAAUCGCUGUUGACGGUGUCGAACGCGUUGUUCGCGUACGGGUUCGGCGCGGCG
Molecule: messenger RNA, 249 nt
Organism: Ostreococcus lucimarinus CCE9901
Lineage: Eukaryota; Viridiplantae; Chlorophyta; Mamiellophyceae; Mamiellales; Bathycoccaceae
Exons: 1
Source: RefSeq, a predicted model, not a curated record